AAGUUACUCUAUCAGAACUCCUUCUGAGGUAUGAGGAGGAUACGUCUAAUAACUCAAUUGCUGUAAACUUAUUAUUAUUUUUCUGGUUUUAAACAUCUCUUCAGCCUCAGAUUGAUUGCAAUGUUCCUUCUACUUCAUUUCAUCGUUCUCAUCAAUGUCAAAGAUUUUGCACUGAGUGAAGGUAGCAUGAUCACCUCUCCCUGCCGAAAAGGAUAUUUUCCCUGUGGGAAUCUUACCAAGUGCUUACCCCGAGCUUUUCACUGUGAUGGCAAGGAUGACUGUGGGAACGGGGCAGACGAGGAGAACUGUGGUGACACUAGUGGAUGGGCAACUAUAUUUGGCACAGUCCAUGGAAAUGCUAACAAGGUGGCCUUAACGCAGGAGUGCUUUCUAAAACACUAUCCGCAAUGCUGUGACUGCAAAGAAACCGAAUUGGAAUGUAUAAAUGGUGGCUUAAAGUCUGUGCCAAUGAUUUCUAAUAAUGUGACAUUACUGUCUCUUAAGAAAAACAAAAUCCACAGUCUUCCAGAUAAAGUUUUCAUCAAAUACACAAAACUUAAAAAGAUAUUUCUUCAGCACAAUUGCAUUAGACACAUAUCCAGGAAAGCAUUUUUUGGAUUAUAUAAUCUGCAAAUAUUAUAUCUCAACCACAACUGCAUCACAAUGCUCAGACCUGGAAUAUUCAAAGACUUACAUCAGCUAACCUGGCUAAUUCUAGAUGACAAUCCAAUAAGCAGAAUUUCACAGCGCUUGUUUACCGGAUUAAAUUCCUUGUUUUUCCUGUCUAUGGUUAAUAACUACUUAGAAGCUCUUCCCAAGCAGAUGUGUGCCCAAAUGCCUCAACUCAACUGGGUGGAUUUGGAAGGCAAUCAAAUAAAGUAUCUCACGAAUUCUACGUUUCUGUCGUGUGAUUCGCUCACAGUGCUGUUUCUGCCUAGAAAUCAAAUUGAUUUUGUUCCAGAGAAGACAUUUUCUUCAUUAAAAAAUUUAGGAGAACUGGAUCUGUCUAGCAAUAUGAUAAUGGAGCUAUCACCUCACCUCUUUAAAGACUUGAAGCUUCUACAAAAACUGAACCUGUCAUCCAAUCCUCUUAUGUAUCUUCACAAGAACCAGUUUGAAAGUCUUAAACAACUUCAGUCUCUAGACCUGGAAAGGAUAGAGAUUCCAAAUAUAAACACACGAAUGUUUCAACCCAUGAAGAAUCUUUCUCACAUUUAUUUCAAAAACUUCCGAUACUGCUCCUAUGCUCCCCAUGUCCGAAUAUGCAUGCCCUUGACUGACGGCAUUUCUUCAUUUGAGGACCUCUUGGCUAACGAUAUCCUCAGAAUAUUUGUCUGGGUUAUAGCUUUCAUUACCUGCUUUGGAAAUCUUUUUGUCAUUGGCAUGAGAUCUUUCAUUAAAGCUGAAAAUACAACUCACGCUAUGUCCAUCAAAAUCCUUUGUUGUGCUGACUGCCUGAUGGGUGUUUACUUGUUCUUUGUUGGCUUUUUCGAUAUAAAAUACCGAGGGCAGUAUCAGAAAUACGCCUUGCUGUGGAUGGAGAGCGUGCAGUGUCGCCUCAUGGGGUUCCUGGCCAUGCUGUCCACCGAAGUCUCUGUCCUGCUACUGACCUACUUGACUUUGGAGAAGUUCCUGGUCAUUGUCUUCCCCUUCAGUAACAUUCGGCCUGGAAAACGGCAGACCUCAGUCAUCCUCAUUUGCAUCUGGAUGGCCGGAUUUUUAAUAGCUGUAAUUCCAUUUUGGAAUGAGGAUUACUUUGGAAACUUUUAUGGGAAAAAUGGAGUAUGUUUCCCACUUUAUUAUGACCAAACAGAAGAUAUUGGAAGCAAAGGGUAUUCCCUUGGAAUUUUCCUAGGUGUGAACUUGCUGGCUUUUCUCAUCAUUGUGUUUUCCUAUAUUACUAUGUUCUGUUCCAUUCAAAAAACCGCCUUGCAGACCGCAGAAGUAAGGAAUCACAUUGGAAGAGACGUGGCUGUUGCAAAUCGUUUCUUUUUUAUAGUGUUCUCUGAUGCCAUCUGCUGGAUUCCUGUAUUUGUAAUUAAAAUACUUUCCCUAUUCCGGGUGGAAAUACCAGACACAAUGACUUCCUGGAUAGUGAUUUUUUUUCUUCCAGUAAACAGUGCUUUGAAUCCAAUCCUCUAUACUCUCACAACCAGCUUUUUUAAGGACAAGUUGAAAGAGCUGCUGCACAGACAUCGGAGGAAAUCAAUUUUUAAAAUUAAAAAAAAAAGUUUAUCUACAUCCAUUGUGUGGAUAGAUGACUCCUCUUCCCUGAAACUUGGGGUUUUGAACAAAAUAACACUUGGAGACAGUAUAAUGAAACCAGCUUCCUAGCAAUCAUUUUGGAUCACUGGACUUUCAGUGGACUACCUAAAACAGGGUACAGCUUUUGGAAGAUAACAUCUGCAAUGCUUUUCACCUUUACCAAUGGCAAGCCUUUCUGCACAGAGACCACAGCAGAAUGGCUCCUGUCACAGCAUUCCAAUGGCAGCUGUACUAUCUACCAACCAUGCUGAGGACAACACCAAAAGUUCCUCUCCUCACCCUACAUGCCUGAAAUACACACAUGAAUUCAUGU
This is a messenger RNA of Saimiri boliviensis boliviensis (Bolivian squirrel monkey), 2578 nucleotides long. It is a transcript of the gene RXFP2, whose product is annotated as relaxin family peptide receptor 2. Gene Ontology annotation, biological process: adenylate cyclase-activating G protein-coupled receptor signaling pathway; activation of adenylate cyclase activity; hormone-mediated signaling pathway. Gene Ontology annotation, molecular function: G protein-coupled peptide receptor activity; protein binding. The record is from RefSeq and is a predicted model, not a curated record. Gene Ontology annotation, cellular component: plasma membrane. NCBI's taxonomy places the organism in Eukaryota, Metazoa, Chordata, Mammalia, Primates, Cebidae.